Ornithorhynchus anatinus (platypus) is the source of this 1910-nucleotide messenger RNA. RefSeq names its product fyn related Src family tyrosine kinase (gene FRK). Bases 1 to 1605 code for a protein of 534 amino acids. Gene Ontology annotation, molecular function: non-membrane spanning protein tyrosine kinase activity; signaling receptor binding; ATP binding. The transcript has 8 exons. Gene Ontology annotation, cellular component: extrinsic component of cytoplasmic side of plasma membrane. Gene Ontology annotation, biological process: cell differentiation; innate immune response; cell surface receptor protein tyrosine kinase signaling pathway. The record is from RefSeq and is a predicted model, not a curated record. Lineage: Eukaryota; Metazoa; Chordata; Mammalia; Monotremata; Ornithorhynchidae.
AUGGGCGCCGCUGGGGGUGGGAGCUGUCCGUGUCCGGGGCGCUGCCCGUGGCCGCUCUCCUGCCUGUGGCCCUGCCUGCGGCCCUGCCUGGCCUGGCUCCGCCCGGAGGACGAGGGGCACCGGGACGGCGCCUCCGGCAAGCCCCGUGACAUCGCCAAACCGGGCACCUGCCAUCCGCUCCCCCCACUGCCUGACCCGCUGUCCAGAUCGUCGCCCCGGCCGGCGGGCAUCUUCGUGGCGCUCUUUGACUACCGGGCACGCACGGCCGAGGACCUGAGCUUCGUGGCCGGGGACCGGCUGCAGGUCCUGGACGCCUCGCACCCGGGCUGGUGGCUGGCCCGCCUCCUGGGCCACGGGGGAGACGACCCGGGCCAGCAGAGCCAGGGCUAUGUCCCUGCCAACUACCUGGCCAAGGACCAGAGCCUGCAGGCCGAGCAGUGGUUUUUUGGUGCCAUCAAGCGAGUGGAUGCAGAGAAGCAGCUAUUGUACUCGGGGAAUCGGCCUGGUGCCUUCCUGAUCCGGGAGAGUGAGAGCCAGAAGGGAGACUAUUCCCUGUCAGUGUUCGACGGGAAGUUUGUCAAACACUACCACAUCAAGAGUCCUGAUGAAGGUGGCUUUUUCCUGAACAGCAGAUGCAUCUUCCCCACCCUGAAGUCGUUUGUAGAUCACUACAGCACGGACAGCGAUGGUCUCUGCAUCAGGCUCGGGGACCCAUGCCUGAAGAAAAAAAUCCCGGCCCCUUUCGACCUGUCGUAUAAGACCGUGGACCAAUGGGAGAUAGACCGCAACUCUCUGCAGCUCCUGAAACACCUCGGCUCGGGCCAGUUUGGGGAAGUGUGGGAAGGCCUGUGGAACAACACCACCCCUGUGGCGGUGAAGAUGCUCAAACAAGGCUCCAUGAACCCCACGGACUUCCUGGGGGAGGCCCAGAUACUGAAGAACCUCAGACACCCCAAUGUCAUCCAGCUGUAUGCCGUCUGCACCCUGGAGGACCCGAUUUACAUCAUCACUGAGCUCAUGAGGCACGGAAGCCUACAGGAAUACCUCCAGAAUGACGGGGGCUCCAGCAUCCUUCUAACUCAGCAGUUAGACAUGGCGAUCCAAGUGGCCGCAGGCAUGACGUAUCUGGAGUCUCAGAACUACAUCCACUGGGACCUGGCGGCCCGCAACGUACUCGUGGGCGAACACAGCACGUACAAGGUGGCGGACUUCGGACUCAGCCGAGUGUUCAAGCCUGUGGAGUGUGACAAGGGGGACCCCGAGGGCGAAGGGGGCAUCUACGAGGAGGCACAGGGCAUUAAGCUGCCCGUGAAGUGGAUGGCCCCUGAAGCCAUCCAUGCCAAAAAGUUCAGCAUCAAGUCUGACGUGUGGUCGUUUGGGAUCCUGCUCUAUGAAAUCAUGACCUAUGGGAAGACACCCUACACCGGGAUGAAUGGCGCGAUGGUCAUCCAGAGGCUGAAUCAAGGCUUUCGCCUUCCGCUGCCUCCAAACUGCCCCCAGCUCCUUUACGACAUCAUGGUCAGGUGCUGGGCCGGUGACCCGAAGGAGCGACCGGGCUUCGGCGAGCUGCACGAUCUCCUGGAGGACUUAUCUGAUGUUCAGUAGCCUCCCAGACCCGAGCCUGGCCGGGCUGAAGUGGGAGCCCGGGGUUUGACUCCCCUCCGGAUAAGCAGUGUGCGUGGCAGCCUGAAGUCUGCAAAUUAGGCACCUCUUUGGCUGGUGAGGCUCUGGGGGCUGAGGGUAGGGUUGGGGGGGGCAUUGAUGCCCUUCAGACCUGGCUGUGGGCGAAUCAAAGGAGCAGUGGGCAUUCUGGGCUGGGCACAAUGCUGCCAGGCAGGGCCAUUCAUUCAUUCACUCAUUAAAUCAUAUUUAUUGAGCGCUUAUUGUGUGCAAAGCACUGUAUUAAAAGC